AAGAAAACCUGCUCCCUUCGUAAUCCAAGUCCCCGCCGCCACUGAGGUGGUCGGAUUCUUCUUGUCUGGCUAAAUACAAGUAGGAAGAGAAGGAGGACUGAUUUAUCACUCUCCUGCUCCCUUCCCAAGCCAAGCCGAGUCCUACUACUGCUCACUCGACUGCCUGCUAGGAAACAGUGAUGAUGGCUGACCGCGUCCACCCAGUGCAGCCGGAACCUGCCACCGGACCGAUACCGGAUCCUUGGGAGAGCCCCCGCUCCUCCGCAUCCUCCCAGAGUAUCCUCCCCAAUCCCGUGAGGCAGCCGGGAAGCUACGUGAUCCAGGUGCCUAGGGACCUGGUCCUCCGCGUCCCGCCGAAGGGCAACGGUAGUCGCGCGAAGGCUUACGCCCGCCGCCGCGGCUGCUGCUUCCUUGUCUUCGCCUGGCUCGGCGCCCUCCUCUUCCUCCUUGCCGUCGUCGCCGACAUCCUAUACCUCGUCUUUCGACCCCGGGUCCCCCAGUACUCCAUCGACGCCCUCUCCAUCGCCUCCUUCAACCUCUCCGCUGCCUCUGUAUCCCCUACGUUCGACGCCACCGUCCGCGCCGAGAACCCCAACAAGAAGGUCGGCAUCUACUACCGCGAUGGCAGCGACAUCACGGUAGCCUACGACGGCGUCACGCUUUGCACCGGCGCCUGGCUUGCCUUCUACCAGUCGCCGGGGAACGUGACGGUGUUCGUGGCGGCAUUGAAGGGGUCCACGAUCCGUCUGUCGUCGGCCGCCCGCCAAGCUUUGGUGACGGCGGAGACACAGCGGCAGGUACCUCUGGAGAUCGACGUGAAGGUGCCCGUGAAGAUCAAGUUCGGCGGCGUCACGAGCUGGACGAUCACCGUGAAGCUGAAGUGUGACGUGACGGUGACCGGCUUGACGGAGAAUGCCAAGAUCGUCUCCAAGAAGUGCGGUGUGAAGGUGAAGCUUUUCAAGUUUCCUGGUCUGUGAGAGACUUCAGGUGACGGAUGGUGCUGACAGUUGACGGCAGAGAGUCUUCUUACGCUGUACUUACAGUUGGCUGAUAUUUUUGGGAUUUUGAGAUCAGAUGGGUCCGUCCAAUGCAGCUUCGGGUCUUUUGUAAGAAACAAUCUUAUGAUUUCACCAAAUGCUUGUGGAAACAGCUUAUCGGUCAACGUAAAAGUCAACGAAAGGGGGGGGGUGUAAAACAAUUUGCUACAAUAACUAAAUUUUCUGCUUUGUUCGUCUCUUCA
Messenger RNA from Musa acuminata AAA Group (dessert banana), 1240 nucleotides. Its product is annotated as NDR1/HIN1-like protein 13. The record is from RefSeq and is a predicted model, not a curated record. Bases 180 to 977 code for a protein of 265 amino acids. Lineage: Eukaryota; Viridiplantae; Streptophyta; Magnoliopsida; Zingiberales; Musaceae. Gene Ontology annotation, cellular component: plasma membrane. The transcript is spliced from 2 exons.